Cololabis saira (Pacific saury) is the source of this 3182-nucleotide messenger RNA. RefSeq names its product interleukin 4 induced 1 (gene il4i1). Lineage: Eukaryota; Metazoa; Chordata; Actinopteri; Beloniformes; Belonidae. The coding region runs from base 61 to 1719 and encodes 552 amino acids. The record is from RefSeq and is a predicted model, not a curated record. The transcript has 8 exons. Gene Ontology annotation, molecular function: polyamine oxidase activity; L-amino-acid oxidase activity. Gene Ontology annotation, biological process: amino acid catabolic process.
UCUUUCAUGCGUCGGGUCACAACGUUGGCAGUGUAGCUGCGGCAGGAACUCUCCUCAGUCAUGCAUCGCUCUACCACAACUUAUAACACCUUUACUUUGACAGAGGUUUCCUCCGCCUCUCCUAGUCUUGGCAGCAGCAGCAACAGAGCAAACAAGUCCAAACUCUGGGCUUCUCUCCUCAACAUGAUGCCUCACGUGCCACUCUGCAAAGUUGCUCCUCUGGUUCUGCUGGGAGUGGUGGUUUUUGCUGUGAGUGGGAUCAUUGGAGACCCCCUGUACGAAUGCCUCCAAGACACCGACUACAGCGACCUCCUGGACAUCGUGCUGAAAGGUCUCCCUGCUGCGAAGGUGCCUCGACAUGUGGCCGUCAUCGGUGGCGGCAUGGCUGGACUGACUGCUGCAAAGGUUUUAGAGGACGCCGGACACAAGGUGACCAUAAUAGAAGCCAGUAACCGCAUUGGAGGACGGGUGGAGACCUUCAGGAACAAGAGGGAAGGCUGGUUCGCAGAAGUGGGGGCCAUGAGGAUCCCAAGUUUCCAUAAGAUUCUGCUCUCCUUCAUCUCCAAGUUCCAAAUUCAGCUGAACAACUUCAUCCAGGAUGACAUCAACACAUACUAUCUGGUUAACGGCGCUCUGCACAGAACCUACGCUGUAGAAAACAACCCCGGAGUUCUCAACUACAGCUUAAAUGAGCGGGAGAGGGGGAGGUCAGCGGCGGAACUCUUCAGCGACGCCCUCUGGAAGGUGAGGGAAGAUCUGAAGGCGAUUGGCUGCAGCGCCAUGCUGCAUAAAUACGACGCCUACACAGUUAAGGAAUAUCUGGUGAAGGAGGGCAACCUGAGUCGUGGUGCUCUGAGGAUGAUCGGUGACAUCCUGAACGAGAACAGCCUGUUCUACAUGUCGCUGAUCGAGAUGCUGUAUGUGCAGUCGGACAUCAGCGACGACGUAGAGUAUUUUGAAGUGACGGACGGCUUCGACCACCUCCCCACGGCCUUCUACCAGCUGUUAAACGCCACCAUCCUCCUCAACUCCAGGGUCAAUCUGAUAAACCACACAGGUGGAGGGAAUGUGACAAUAAGCUACCAGGACGGGCGUAACCCAGGCUCUCUGAACAACCUAACCGUGGACUAUGCCCUGGUUACUGCCACAGCCAAGGCCACCCUCUUCAUCGACUUCCAGCCACCUCUGUCUGGCGACAAGCUGGAGGCCCUACGAUCCGUUCACUACGCCAGCUCCACCAAGGUGGUGCUCAGCUUCAAGGCGCGCUUCUGGGAGAAGGAAUCCAUCAGAGGAGGGAAAAGCAUCACCGACCGGCCGUCUCGCUUCAUCUAUUACCCCAGCCACAGCUUCCCUGGUACAGCUGCAGGGGCGCUGCUCGCGUCCUACACCUGCUCAGAUGACUCCACCCUCUUUCAGGGGAUGAGCGACGAGGACGUCAUGGCUGUGGUUCUGGAAGACUUGGGGAAAAUUCAUGGACAGGACAUUAAGUCGCUGUACACAGGGGGGUUUGUGAAGAAGUGGGGCUUGGACCCGUUCAGUCUUGGAGCCUUCGCCCUCUUCACACCCUACCAGCAGGGGGACUACGCCCGAGAACUGUUCCAGAGCGAGGGACGGGUGCACUUUGCAGGGGAGCACACCGCCACACCUCAUGGCUGGAUUGAAACUGCCAUGAAGUCGGGUCUCAGGGCAGCUAAGAACAUUAACAGCAACACGGUGUAGCAUUUGCAACAGGUUUCACUCACGAACACUGGUCCAUCAGCACCAGAGCACUCUGAUGGGACCAACACUUCCUUGUGCUAUGGACUUUGGGUAAAAAAGAGGUCAAAUGCGUAUGGUAAAAUUCUGGGAAUGCUUCUGGGAAUGCUCUAUAAUACCGAGGCAAUCCCAGGUCAGCUAACAGAUUUAAUGUCUCCACUGUGACCUGGGUCCUGAUCCUCAUCCCCACCACUUCACCCUCCAAAGACCGCUGAAGAUCAUGGCCGUGUGAAACCAACAGGACCACAUCAUCUACAAAGAGACGUGAUGUCUAGAGAACUUACCACCGAGGCCCUGAUGGAGUCCAUCUCCCCCCGGAGCCAAAUCAUGACCAACAAUGACUGCGUUUCCAUGCAGUCAAUAACCCUUUUAAAACCCGAAUAUUGGCAAUAACCCGAAUUUGCACGGCCAUGUAAAAACCAAUAACCCCUUUGAAUAACCAGAAUUGGCUCAUAUUCGUGUUUUUAAAAACCCGAAUAUGAGCCCUGGGUUACUCCUUUUAAAACCCGAAUAUUCGGUCAUAUAAACACCAAACGGAAUAUCCCCAUCAAACGGAACAUGAAUUGUUUUCUGCGCAUGCUCUUUUCAUAAGGAAUCCUGGUCUUUUGAGUCCAGGAAGUUCUUAUAAACACGGAAAAAACACAAGACCAGGAAGAGACUAAUCACUUCAUAAAUGUAAUGAAGGAUAUGAACAUUUCUGCAUUUGUAGACGGUAGAAAGUACCGGGAUAGCCAGAUUUACAAGAAAGUGAGAGAAAAGUUGAGCGAAGCAGCAUUUGUUUUGAAUUUGGAUACAGGAAGAAGAAGCAGAAUUGACGGGAAUUGUGUCAUCACGUUCUCCGUGCGUCGCUGGUUUGAUCCAGAUAUCCCGAAUGAUUAAUUACCAUGUAAACGGAAUAUUCCAAAUGUUUCAGUAACCGGAAUAUUAGCAAUAACCCGAAUUUUGACUGCAUGUAAACGUAGUCAUAGAGGACCAAGCUGGUGCUCCGUUCAGUCGUGGCACCAAAUGCAUGAACUGUGUUUUUGUAUGAGCAGAAAACCGCAUCGCAGAAGAAACACUGUCAUGGUAACAUCAGGUUUCUUAACUGGACGUGGUUGUUGUGCUGUAAUAUCCUGACUUCUUUCACCAGAUGAAUGUUUCUAUAAAAUAAUACUAGAAUAAAGCUUGUAUGAACACUAAUACAAAGCUAUGAGCGGAUACAGUUAGAUAGCGACGGUUAAACGGUUAAAUCAAUUCAAAAUACGUUAUUGAUCUCAAGGGGAUUCAAUCAUGAUCUUGACCAGUUGUGAUUGAUGAUGAACAGAAAUAGGCUAAAUGACCCAAUCAAACUCAAACCUUUGUUCUUCUGUAGUAAAAGAAAACUGACGUAAAAAUUAAUUAAUUAAAACAACCUAGCAUCACAGUGAGUAGCUAGUUAGCAUCAUGGU